AUGCGAAUAUUGUUAAGUAUAUUAUUUGUAGUUCUGGGAUCACAUGGGGUAUUGGGAGAAAAGCUUUACACCUGUACCUGUAUCCCUGGAUUCUUGAAGGCCAAACUAGGCGGGUCUGUUCCAAACGCCUUCAUGAAGCAUGGAAUUACUCCGAGAUUCUUGCCGGUCCCGCCUAAGGAUAAGCUUAACUGUGCUUUUAUGAAAGCAAAUGUGGAGUUAGGAAAUUUCAUUGAUCCACUCAGAACUGUAGACAUGAAGUAUAUUGCGUAUCCACAUGGAAAGAGUGAUGUUAAAUACACGUUAUUUCUCGUUGAUUUUGAUGGUAAACAAGGCCCUCCUCCGAACGCACACCUUAUAGGCAUAUACGUAAAUGUACCAAACAGCGAGAACUUAUUGGUUGGGGGUGACAUAGCUGUACCUUAUAUUCAACCUGUGGCAACUUUAGAAAGUGGUAUUCACAGAGUAGCAGUACUCUUGUAUGAGCAGAACGACCACAUUGACCCUGAUGAUAUGGAAUUGAUGAAAUUGAUAAAAACUCGUGUUAUACAACUGGAACCGAUGGUCAAGAAGUAUAAUCUCAAACCCGAGCCCAUAGCGGGGGCUUUCUACACGAGUGAACUAAAUCUAUGUAUCAAUAAGCCACUUUAA
This is a messenger RNA of Pieris macdunnoughi, 648 nucleotides long. The record is from the annotation of a GenBank genome assembly. Lineage: Eukaryota; Metazoa; Arthropoda; Insecta; Lepidoptera; Pieridae.